AUGCAAGCUUUAAAAUUCAUAUGCUUUGCUUUUCUUGUUGUUAAUACAACUCAAGGCCAUCGCAAUUCAGUCCCAGUAUUAAUAUGGGGACAACAUAAGUUAAUUCCAUUUCCAGCUCUUUAUCACAUGACUGCCGAGGACUUCUCCGAUUUAUUUGAACCAAGAUGUAAAAACUUUUUAACGAUUGUAUUCAUUGAAGAGUUCUUGAAAGUGGAAGAUUUGAGUCAAUGUAAAAUUCAUGGAAAAACAUGUUUCCAAAAUUUGUCAAAGAUGCAAAAUAAAGUUUACUUAACCUCAGUCGAAGAUCCAGUUAAGGUUUUGGAGAAAGUUUUUAUGAAUCAUUCACAAAUAGUGAUGUCAUUCAAUGAAGAUUGCUUAAUACAAGAAAUUGGUCAGGAAAAAGACUUCAUAUUUGUUUAUUUCGAUAAAGUAAAAGGAAAUGAAGAUUUUAUUGAUCAUGAUGAAACCAUGGCGGAAUUCUUUAACUUGAUGACAUCGAAACGCGAUAAAGUUGUCGCCAUUUACACAGGAAAAUACUCUCACUUGGUCGAAGUAUCACGCGAAAAACGUCAAGUUUUUAAAGAAACACCAUUUAUUGAUGACGCAAUAAAAAAUCCUCCAACAUUGAAGCCGAAUGAACAACCUGUAGAGAAUCCUUUGGAAAAGCCUUUUGAGAAUCCAAAUGUUAAAGGUUUGCCUGAAUUUCCAGUAGAAUUUGAAGAUGAACAUGAUGUGAAUGAUCCUCCGGAAACAAAAGUAAACCAACAUCCUCGAGAAAAUCCUUUAGGCGAAGAACAUGAUAUGAAUGACACUCCAGACAUCGAUGAUACUCCAGGAACCGAGGAAAAGGUUCCACCAAAAAAAAAUCCAUCGAAAUCUUCACCAAUCAUAAUGACAACUCCGAUAUUAACUGGUUUGCUCGUAUUUAUUUUCUUUUCAAUGACCGUUGCAUUUGGACUUUCUAUGAUUCUCAGCAUCAAAAGUAACGAUCGCUUUGAUAAUCCGAAGGGUCCAACCAUUAACGUUGCAAUCGAUCAAUAA
Molecule: messenger RNA, 1041 nt
Organism: Clunio marinus
Lineage: Eukaryota; Metazoa; Arthropoda; Insecta; Diptera; Chironomidae
Source: the annotation of a GenBank genome assembly